Messenger RNA from Verruconis gallopava, 1493 nucleotides. RefSeq lists its product as uncharacterized. The record is from RefSeq and is a predicted model, not a curated record. The transcript is spliced from 2 exons. NCBI's taxonomy places the organism in Eukaryota, Fungi, Ascomycota, Dothideomycetes, Venturiales, Sympoventuriaceae. Bases 138 to 1343 code for a protein of 401 amino acids.
ACAUAAUGCUGUCUUUGCUCAAAUAUUCUCAACAGAACUUGGCGCAGCUGCAUUUGACAGAUUGAUUUACUUGUUAAAACACACAGUAUCUUGCUGAGCUCGGCACCAAUCGCGCAAACUACGAUACCGACGGGACCAUGGUACAUUGGGCACUUGGAGAUCUGUUCCUGAAGGACUAUGGCCACCAAGGGAGCAUCCAGAAACUCUGGACGGAGCGAUGGCAGUUUCCGUGUAAACUCGGGGUGUACCCAUUCCACGACGGAAAGUACGAGGAUUUCGAGUCAAUCUUCACCCAACUCGUCAGGGACGGCAUAAACGACCCGUACGAUGACGCGUGGUGUAACGCUUUUCUACCGAUUGCUCGGCGGCUCGUGUCUGAAGCCGGUACCGCAGAGUCAGCAGACAAACAGAAGGCAAUUGAACUGUACAAAAGAGCUUGUGCAGUAUACCGCAUUUCCCGAUUCCCGUACCUCAAUCACUCCCCACUGAAGACACAGGCGUUUGAAGAGCAGAAAAAAGCGUACAUGCAGGGUGCGAGGCUCUGGGAUGUGCCGAUGAGAGAAGUCAUAAUCCCGUUCAAGCAUAAAGAAGAAGGAGAUAAGCCGGACAUUCCGCUGUAUACAAGGACCCCUGCAAGUGCAACGAACGAUAAGCCCGCACCUGUGGUACUCUUGGUCACAGGCCUAGAUGGCCAUCGACCUGACAAUACAGAGCGCACUCAGGAGCAUCUUAACAGGGGCUGGGCUACGGUCAUUUGUGACAUACCAGGAGUGGCCGACUGCCCCGUCAACAAGCGGGAUCCCAACGCGUCAGAUCGCUACUUUGACACGAUUUUGGAAUACAUCGCGUCUGUUCCGGAGUUUGAUAAUCGAAAGGUCAUAGCGUGGGGUCUGUCUGCUGGUGGAUACUACGCCAUCAGGCUAGCACAUACGCACGCUUCAAAGCUCGCCGGUGCCGUCGGACACGGCGCCGGGACACAUCACUACAUCGGCAAAGAGUGGCUGGAACACGUCCACCACCACGAAUACCCGUUCUCGCUGAAAGAAGCGUACCUGGGCAAGUAUGGCUACGAGAGCUGGGAAGAGCUGCUCGAGAAAUGUCAGAAGGACUACUCUCUCGUGCUGAACAAAAUCGUAGACAGGAAGAGCUGUCGGCUGCUGCUGAUCAACGGUGUCUUGGAUGGCUGCAUGCCCAUAGAGGACAGCUCCCUUCUGGCAGAGUACGGGAGUCCAAAGGAGUUCAGGUUCAUCCAAGGACGCGCACACAUGGGCUACCCGGAGGCGAACACGUAUGUCUUUCCGUGGCUCGAACAGGUCAUGAACACAACCUCGUCCGCAGAGUAGGCAAGAAACCAAGCAUCUGUUAUUCAGCAGGGUAGGAAGAGAAAAAAGUGCGACGUAGCAGGUGUUCGUUUUCGAAAUCUAUCGCGCCCUGAACUCGUAAAUAAAGAGAAAAUAAACCCCCAAAAUGAUAAACCCUCAAGAGCAUCCUCG